This is a messenger RNA of Setaria italica (foxtail millet), 1729 nucleotides long. RefSeq names its product E3 ubiquitin-protein ligase CCNB1IP1 homolog. The transcript has 9 exons. The record is from RefSeq and is a predicted model, not a curated record. Gene Ontology annotation, biological process: chiasma assembly. NCBI's taxonomy places the organism in Eukaryota, Viridiplantae, Streptophyta, Magnoliopsida, Poales, Poaceae. The coding region runs from base 355 to 1266 and encodes 303 amino acids.
CAGAGAGUCGGAGACAGAGGAGAGGAGAGCAGAGGCCAAAAUUUUCGAAACACGCCUGAAUAACCACGCGGUGCCGCCACUCCCCACCACCGCCUCCCGAAAUCCUCCAAUUGCCUCUCCCUUUACGCCUCCUCGCCGUCGCCGCCCGCCCUACCCGACGCUGGAGACCUAGCUCCGGGGACCCCAGAGGCUCGCGGCGGCGUCCUCCCUCGACACCCACCCACCGCCGCCGACGCUCGAUAGCCUGGCGCGCCUCUCCGUUUGGGACACGCACACGUCUCCUCCGCCGCGGGCGCACGCGCGCGCGCGCACCAGGUUUGGAUAAAUCUGUAUUGCGAUCUUUAACUUACCAAAAUGAAGUGCAAUGCUUGCUGGCGGGAAUUGGAAGGGCAAGCUAUAACCACCACUUGCGGUCAUCUUUUAUGUACUGAGGAUGCCAAGAAAAUAUUGAGUAAUGAUGGUGCAUGUCCAAUAUGUGAUCAAGUUCUGUCGAAAAGCCAUAUGAAACCAAUGGAUGUAGAUCCCAGUGAUGAUUGGACAAAUAUGGCAAUGGCUGGGAUUUCUCCACAAAUACUCAUGAAAAGUGCAUACAGAAGUGUCAUGUUUUACAUUGGACAAAAGGAACUGGAGAUGCAGUACAAGAUGAACCAUAUUGUUGGUCAAUGCAGACAGAAGAUUGAACUUAUGCAGGGAAAGUUUACGGAGAAGCUAGAAGAACUGCACGCUGCAUACCAAAAGAUGGGUAAAAAGUGCCAGUUGAUGGAACAGGAAAUUGAAAGCCUCACCAAGGAUAAGCAAGAGCUUCAAGAGAAAUUUGCAGAGAAAUCCAGGCAGAAGAGGAAGCUCGAUGAGAUGUAUGAUAAACUAAGGACUGAGUAUGACUCUCUGAAACGUUCGGCCAUCCAGCCUGCCAAUAACCUCUUCCCAAGGGCUCAGCAAGACUUGUUUUCGGGCAUGCCAAAUAUGAUGGAUAACAGUAAUCCUCUCAGGCAAGGUUUGGUUUAUACCCCUGACACUCCAGGGCAAAGAAAGGAGAUGUGGGCUCCCGCACCACGGCAGCGACUCUCUAACCCUGAUACAUUUGAAAUUUCUGGGGGAUCUGCUCACUUGGGAGCUCCUCCUGUUGAUGCUAGACCCCGCAGACCAGCUGGGCCUGUCUUUGGAGCUGGCACGAACAAUCCUUCUGCAGCCUUGCGGAAUAUGCUAAUCUCACCGGUGAAGCGUCCUCAGCAGUCUCGAAACCGUCAACACAUGUUCACGCUGUAGAAUUGGACUGCGAGAUCUCAGCGGGCACCUGUACAUGAUGUAAAUCUCUCUGAGCUUUGUUUUGAUAGAAGAUGUUCCUGUGCAUCCCUGGGACACGGUUUCCUCAUUUCUCAGAAAGCCAGAAGUACGAUAGCAAACAGAGCUGCACAUUAUUUCCUUGCCUGAUUACAGUGGGAUGUACAGUAUCCAUGUGAUCCUCAUCCAACCUUUUCUGGCCUGCUCUAUAGGAAGGUUGAUCUAUACCCAUGUGCAUGAAAAUAUAGUAAUGGAAUGCAGUUACACUAUUUACUUUUUUUUUCCUGUCAGCUCUGUUUUAUGUUAGUAAAUCACGAUAUCUGAUCAAUUGUUCUAGCUUCUAGCGGCCUCUGAAAAUCUAUCUGGUUGCUGGGUUUUCGUCACGCUUGACAGUUCAUGUACCAGAGCGACUUAAAUGGAUUCUGUGAAGCAGCUUUGGUCUUCUCUA